AUGCCAGCCUGCUGCUGUCUGUUCCGGUAUGAGACCAACAAAGUCAUCCAGAUCCAAAGCACGAGAUAUGGCAUCAUUAAGUGUUUCAUCUACACGAGUCUCUUUCUCAGUGUUUGCUUUACUCUGCUGUAUUACAAGAAGUACCAGUCUAAAGAGCCUCUGACCAGCUCUGUGCACACCAAUGUGAAAGGCGUAGCGGAGGUGAGAGAGGAGAUUCUGAAGAAUGGAAAGGAGGACGAGAUGAAAAGAGUCUUGGACACAGCAGAUUACACCUUCCCCCUGCAGGAUAACUCCUUCUUUGUGAUGACAAACUUUCUCGAGACAAAGGACCAAGUGCAGGGGUUGUGUCCAGAGUACCCUACCAACAGGACACAGUGUUCCUCUGACCAGGAUUGUAUAAAGAGAUUGUCGGAACCGCUGAGCAAAGGAAUCCAGACCGGAAAGUGUAUAGAGUAUAAUCAGAGGUACAAUACCUGUGAAGUCUCUGCCUGGUGUCCCACCGAGGCAACGGAAGAGCCCCCCCGGCCUGCGCUCUUGAACAGUGCUGAAAACUUCACUGUGUUCAUCAAGAAUAAUAUCGACUUCCCCGUUAACAAUUACUCCACGAGAAACAUCUUGCCAGACUUAAACAUCCCUUGCACCUUUCACAAGACUCAGAAUCCACAGUGUCCUAUUUUCCGACUAGGAGAUAUCUUCCGAGAAACAGGAGAUGACUUUUCAGAAGUGGCAAUUAAGGGGGGAGUCAUGGGCAUUGAGAUCGAAUGGGACUGCAACCUGGACAGUUGGUUCCACCACUGCCGUCCAAAAUAUAGUUUCCGGCGCCUUGACAAGAUAUCCAGUGAUUCCUUGUAUCCUGGCUUCCACUUCAGAUACGCCAAGUACUAUAAGGAAAACAAUGUUGAAAAACGAACUCUGAUAAAAGUCUUUGGGAUCCGUUUUGACAUCCUGGUUUUUGGCAACGGAGGAAAAUUUGACUUUAUCAAAAUGAUGGUGUACAUCGGCUCAACCCUCUCCUACUUUGGUUUGGCCACUCUGAUCAUUGACCUUCUCAUCAACACUUACUCGAGUACAUGGUGUCAAUCCCAUGUUUAUCCCUCUUCCAAGUGCUAUGAAUGCUGCGCCGUCAAUGAGUAUUACUACAAGAAGAAGUGCGAGUCCGUUGUGGAGCCAAAGUCGACAUUAAAAUAUGUGUCCUUUGUGGAUGAAUUCCACAUUAGGAUGGUGGACAAGCAGCUACUUGGGAGAAGUCUGCAAGGUGUCAAAGGCAAAGAAAUCCCAAGACCCUUAAUGGACUUCACGGACUUGUCCAGGCUACCCCUGUCUCUCCAAGACCCACCCCCCAUUCCUGGGCAACCAGAGGAGAUCCAGCUGCUUAGUAAGGAGGCAACACCCAGAUCCAGCAGCAGCCCGAGCUGGUGCCAGUGCGGAAAUUGCCUCCCAUCCCAACUCCCCGAGAGUCACCAAUGCCUGGAGGAGCUGUGCUGUCGGAAUAAGCCAGGUGCCUGCAUCACGACCUCAGAGCCAUUCAGGAGGCUCAUCCUGUCCAGACGUGCCCUGCAGUUCCUCCUGCUCUACCAGGAGCCCUUGCUGGAGCUGGAUGCGGAUGCCACCAACAACCAGCUGCGGCACUGCGCCUACAGGUGCUAUGCCAUCUGGCGCUUCGGCUCCAAGGACCUGGCUGACUUUGCCAUCCUGCCCAGCUGUUGCCGCUGGAGAAUCCGGAAAGAGUUUCCCAAGAGUGAAGGCCAGUACAGUGGCUUCAAGAGUCCUUCACUGAUGGAACAGAGCAGUCAUAGGCACAUUACUUCUGCUUGCAUCCCGUGCUUCAGCAGCCAAGAUCUGGGGUCAUAUUUCCCCUGCUGCCACUCUGCAUGUGUCAGAGAGCAGAGAGACCUGGGUAAACAAACAAACCAGCCAGAAUCCUUCAACAUGGACUGA
Molecule: messenger RNA, 1938 nt
Organism: Eptesicus fuscus (big brown bat)
Lineage: Eukaryota; Metazoa; Chordata; Mammalia; Chiroptera; Vespertilionidae
Product: P2X purinoceptor 7-like
Exons: 13
Coding region: 1-1938 (645 amino acids)
Biological process (GO): monoatomic cation transmembrane transport; response to ATP
Cellular component (GO): plasma membrane; nuclear inner membrane
Molecular function (GO): extracellularly ATP-gated monoatomic cation channel activity; ATP binding; purinergic nucleotide receptor activity
Source: RefSeq, a predicted model, not a curated record